CCCAGGCCGCUCCCCACGGAAGCCCGAGCAGCAUUCCCUUAGCUCUUCCCAGCCGCCCUCCACGCCGGCUCUUCUGUGCUCCUCCUAUGGGGCGCCCAGGGCCAUCCCAGGGCCUGAGCACCCACGUCUCCUCUCCCCUCCUUAGGGACGCUUUGGAAGGCAGCCCAGCCGCCCCUGCCCCCCGCAGCCUUCCUUUCCUGGCUGUGGCAUGGGCCCGACGCAUUCUCCAGGAGAUGCCAGGAGUGCUUUCCCGAUCCAUCUGUCUUCUGCCAGGGGCCGAUUUAGAAGCUUGGUCUCCCUCACUACGUGCUAGAGGCCUGGACGCGGGGCACGCCUGCCUUUCUUCCCGAGGACCUGACACAGCAGUAAACUCAUAGGAAGGUCUCUGGAAGUCUUUGCUGAAUUGAAUUGAAUUGGUUUAGUAGGUGUCUUCCUGCGUUCUCCUCGGAGCCCUUGUAGCACUGCCAACAGGCUUUUCUAAGCCAGACUAUAAAUUGGUAGAAUGAAAAAGUUUAAGAGAAGACUAUCCCUCACCCUUCGUGGAAGCCAGACCAUUGAUGAAUCACUUUCUGAGCUGGCUGAACAAAUGACUAUUGAAGAAAACAGUAGCAAGGAUAAUGAGCCCAUUGUGAAGAAUGGCAGGCCUCCAGCGUCGCACAGCAUGCACUCCUUCCUCCACCAGUACACGGGCUCUUUCAAGAAGCCCCCCUUGCGGAGACCGCACAGUGUGAUAGGGGGAAGCCUCGGCUCCUUCAUGGCCAUGCCCAGAAAUGGAAGCAGACUCGAUAUUGUUCAUGAAAAUUUAAAAAUGGGAUCAGAUGGUGAAAGUGAUCAAGCUUCUGGAACCUCAUCAGAUGAAGUCCAGUCUCCCACAGGUGUUUGUCUCAGAAACAGGAUACACAGACGAAUCUCUAUGGAGGAUUUAAACAAACGUUUGUCUCUUCCUGCCGACAUUAGAAUACCUGAUGGUUAUUUAGAAAAGCUGCAGAUAAAUAGCCCUCCAUUUGAUCAGCCAAUGAGCCGGCGGUCUCGGAGAGCUUCCUUGUCGGAGAUUGGAUUUGGGAAAAUGGAGACCUAUAUCAAAUUGGAAAAGCUUGGAGAGGGAACCUAUGCAACUGUAUAUAAAGGAAGAAGUAAACUGACCGAGAACUUGGUAGCAUUAAAGGAGAUCCGCUUGGAACAUGAAGAGGGAGCUCCGUGCACAGCCAUAAGAGAAGUUUCAUUAUUAAAGGACCUAAAGCAUGCCAAUAUUGUUACAUUACAUGACAUCGUUCACACAGACAAAUCCUUGACUCUAGUCUUUGAGUACUUGGACAAAGACUUAAAGCAGUACAUGGAUGACUGUGGCAACAUCAUGAGCAUGCAUAAUGUAAAGCUUUUUUUAUACCAGAUUCUUCGUGGGUUGGCCUAUUGCCACAGAAGGAAGGUGCUUCAUCGGGACCUGAAACCACAGAACCUCCUCAUUAAUGAGAAAGGAGAAUUAAAGCUAGCAGACUUUGGACUAGCGAGAGCCAAGUCAGUUCCCACAAAGACCUACUCCAAUGAAGUCGUCACGCUUUGGUACCGGCCGCCUGACGUGCUCUUGGGCUCCUCCGAGUACUCGACGCAGAUCGAUAUGUGGGGUGUUGGCUGCAUAUUUUUUGAAAUGGCAUCAGGAAGACCCCUUUUCCCAGGUUCUACUGUGGAGGAUGAAUUACACCUCAUCUUUCGACUUCUCGGAACGCCAUCUCAAGAAACUUGGCCGGGCGUUUCUUCAAACGAUGACUUCAAGAACUACAACUUUCCUAAAUACAAGCCGCAGCCUCUAAUCAAUCAUGCACCCAGGCUAGACUCUGAAGGAAUUGAAUUGAUAACAAGAUUUCUUCAGUAUGAGUCAAAGAAAAGGGUUUCCGCAGAGGAAGCCAUGAAACACGCAUACUUCCGAAGUCUGGGAACAAGAAUACAUGCUUUACCUGAAAGUGUCUCAAUAUUCAGUUUGAAAGAAAUUCAGUUGCAAAAGGACCCCGGUUUUCGAAAUUCUUCUUAUCCAGAGACAGCUCAGUGUAUCUUCAGAGAGAAAUCAGACUCGGUCAAGUCCGGGAGCCUGAACGCUACCGAUGACGCAAAGACCUUUUCCGAGGGCCCGGCUCGAUCAUUGACCGCACCCUGCCUGGUACCCGAAGCAGAAGAUGGACCCUGUGCUUACCUAGCCUUCAGGUUCAUCACUUUGAAGCAUAGAAGCUGUAGACUGACCCCGGCCCCAAAUGGGUUCAUUUAACACAAACAAACAAAAAACCUCCAGUCGCCCCGACCACCGAGUCUUAGUUUUUGCUGGUGGGAACGUGAUGUGACCUCGGUCACCAGAUAAGUGGGGUGAACUCUGAACUCUGAACUGCCUCACCAAAUGACUUUAUAUUUUAGGACACGGGAAGAACAGAAGACAGAGCAUGCUCUUUUAAGUUCGAUAGCAGGAUUUCAAGCUCAGCCCCAGCCUCCCUUACCAAUCAAGGACUCAGAUCUGAAGGCCAUUCUUUGUUUUGGUGGACUUGGAAUCUCCGUUUGUCUACGCUGUCCUCUUCCCAGUGGAGUCGUUUUAUUUCCAACCUGCAGAUUAUGUUUUUAUAUUUGUUGUCACAGUGUGACAAUUUCUUGUACAGUUGGUUUUAAGGUCUCCUCUGCCAUUAGAGCCAGUCGGUUACAACUAUGGCUGUAACCGGAGCUGCAAUUUUUGUGCAGGACUGAGAAACACAGUGCAUUAUUUAUUGCGGAAUCAUUGCUGCUAAGUAACUACUGUCUGUCUAUUUAACACAACAGUUGAAUGCCUGAAGAAGUUGCAAUGGCUUUAUGAUAUGUGAAUGCAUCUGUUUCUCCUCAUAAACUGUUUGACUGCUGCAGUCUGUUUGUUUGUUUGUUUGUCUGUUAUUUUUAUUAAACUGCAAUGUUUCCUGGAAUGUAAACUUAGCUUUGCUCAUCAUAAGAGAGGUGAACCGUUCAAUGCUCUCAAUUUCACGAGACAGUUUCUUAUUUAACAUUGGCGAUAGUCGUUCUGAGAUUUAUAAGCACAUUAUGUUUAGCAAAGCUACGUGUUGCCCAAGUUGAUUCAAGCCAGUGAAUACCUGCCCUCCUGCCCCCUCCCCCUGGAGGGGGGUCUCGAGCCUCGGGACUGUCCAUUUGUCCGUCAGCUCUCGUUUAGCAGCGUCUCGUGCUCCUGAACAUGUGUACAAUGCAUUGACCUUAAUUCACAUUGUGUUUUAAUCCAGUAAGGACUAAGGCACAAUCCAUCCAGCCCGCCCCCUUGUCCCGUUGUUCUUCUGAAAUUGUUUCCUUUGAUGAGAAGCAGGGCGGUUUUCUCUGUUGGAGAACAGAUUGAAUUCCUGCCUCCCCCGCCUCCCCAUGCUGUUCCCUUGCAGUCAGCUGGACGCUGUGAUAGGUAGGUGACAUGAGCCAGGACUAACUCCAUGCCUUUCCCACCCCGAGAACUCGGAGGCUUUUCGCAGCUCGUCGCCAUUCUCCGUUUACCGGAGAUGAUGGACGUCUGGCUCUGCCUGGGCAUCUCGCUGAGCGUCAGAAACGCACCCGGUGGAUGACAGAAUGGUGGUCUUUAAGCAUUUGUGUUCACCUUUAACAAUUGAUUUGUGUCGUGCAUCUUACAGACUGUAAAUCUUUAUUGGGAUAGUUUGAAAUGGUCAUGUAAAUCUCUGGCUGGUAUAUCAUGAAAAUAGUCAUAGAUGACUUCAAUUUUUUUCCUGACAUUCACUGUAAAACAUUCAGGGGUCCUACCAUUUCUGUUCAGGAAAUCUUGUAGUUUAUUGUUAUUUAACAGUAUUAAGUGAAUUUUUGUAUAUUUCCUUUUAACUUUAUUUGUGAAUAAUGAUUGUGGCAUGUUCAAGGGGGGAUGUUUUAUUAUUAAUAGUUCAUGAUACUGGUAAAUUUAAUUAUUUGGGUUUUUUUUUUUUCUGGAAGAAACAGAUUCAUGUAUACUGGUGAAUAUUGGACCACUACUGCUUUCCAGCAUUUGUAAACUGGUUUUACGUUAAAUCCUGUAGACCUAACAAACUGCUGUUAUUUCUAACUGACAAACACGUAUUAAUAUUGUACUUUUGAAAGUAUAAAUAUUAUGUGGAAUUCCUUGGUUUUGUUUUGAAGUUUAUAAUAACAAAAUCUCCAUGUUGUUAAAA
This is a messenger RNA of Monodelphis domestica (gray short-tailed opossum), 4157 nucleotides long. RefSeq names its product cyclin dependent kinase 17 (gene CDK17). NCBI's taxonomy places the organism in Eukaryota, Metazoa, Chordata, Mammalia, Didelphimorphia, Didelphidae. Gene Ontology annotation, molecular function: ATP binding; cyclin-dependent protein serine/threonine kinase activity. Gene Ontology annotation, biological process: protein phosphorylation. Gene Ontology annotation, cellular component: nucleus; cytoplasm. The record is from RefSeq and is a predicted model, not a curated record.